Molecule: messenger RNA, 2646 nt
Organism: Sapajus apella (tufted capuchin)
Lineage: Eukaryota; Metazoa; Chordata; Mammalia; Primates; Cebidae
Gene: GLYCTK
Product: glycerate kinase
Exons: 5
Coding region: 705-2276 (523 amino acids)
Biological process (GO): protein phosphorylation
Cellular component (GO): cytoplasm
Molecular function (GO): glycerate kinase activity
Source: RefSeq, a predicted model, not a curated record
GCCUGGUCAACAGAGGGAGACUCCAUCUCAAAAAAAAAAUUACUUGUUUAUCUGAAAUUCAGAUUUAACCGGACGUCCUGUAUUUUCUCUGGCAGCCUUAGCACUGAGCGUCACCCUGUCCUGUGCUCAUAUCCAGUGGCAAGGCUGGGAUCUUCCAGGCUCUUGUCCAUAUGGGAAAUAGAUACAAAGCUAUAAGCACCGUCUGUUUUAGUUGCUAGGAUGCUUUUAGCUCCAAGCCUAAUGGGCAAGCCCCAUGCGUCCCCCUGGCAAAAACUGGACCCAUUUUCAGAAUCUCCAUGACCAUGCCCUCUGUGUUCCCUUUCACAACAGAAGUCCGGCACAGCUGCCGUCUCCUAUAGGAGAGCUGAGAACUAGGCAGGCAGAAUGGCCAGAGUCUAGAAGUAACCACCUUCUUUGGGUGUGGGGUAAACGGGUGUUUGAGAUCGUCUCUGUUACAGUGGACAGUAUCAGAGAACCUGAGAGUGUCAAGGGAAGAGUUUAGUGUUAUCUCACCUCAUGUCUCAUUUUGCGGAUGAGGCCCAAUGAGAGAAAUGGAGGUGUCCCAGCCACUCAGAAAACCUGUAGUAGAGCUGAAACCUCAAUUCCCAGCCUCCUUACCCUGCUCAAUCCUUCCUUGCUGAUGAAGUCAGCUUGCAGCAUUUAUGGCAGCCAUGGGUGCCAGGCAGUGCUGAGAGCAGUGGGGCAUGGCCGCAGCCCUGCAGGUUCUGCCCCGCUUGGCCCGAGCCCCCUUGCAUCCAUUCUUCUGGGGGGGCCCAGUGGCCCGGCUGGCCAGCAGCAUGGCCUUGGCAGAGCAGGCGCGACAGCUGUUUGAGAGUGCUGUGGGUGCAGUGCUGCCGGGCCCCAUGCUGCAUCGGACACUGUCCUUGGACCCUGGUGGCAGACAGCUGAAGGUGCGGGACCGGAACUUUCAGCUGAAGCAAAACCUCUACCUGGUGGGCUUUGGCAAGGCUGUGCUGGGCAUGGCAGCUGCAGCUGAGGAACUACUGGGCCAGCAUCUCGUGCAGGGUGUGAUCAGCAUUCCCAAGGGGAUCCGUGCUGCCAUGGAGCGUGCUGGCAAGCAGGAGAUGCUACUGAAGCCACAUAGCCGUGUCCAGGUAUUUGAGGGUGCAGAGGACAACCUCCCGGACCGUGAUGCGCUGAGAGCUGCAUUGGCCAUCCGGCAGCUGGCUGAGGGACUCACAGCUGAUGACCUGCUGCUCGUACUGAUCUCAGGUGGGGGGUCAGCCCUGCUGCCUGCCCCCAUCCCACCUGUCACACUGGAGGAGAAACAGACACUCACCAAACUGCUGGCAGCCCGUGGAGCCACCAUCCAGGAGUUGAACACCAUUCGGAAGACCCUGUCCCAGCUCAAGGGUGGGGGGCUGGCUCAAGCCGCCUACCCUGCCCAGGUGGUGAGCCUCAUCCUGUCCGAUGUGGUGGGGGACCCUGUGGAGGUGAUCGCCAGUGGCCCCACUGUGGCCAGUUCCCACAGUGUGCAAGAUUGCCUGCAUAUCCUCAACCGCUAUGGCCUCCGUGCAGCCCUGCCACGUUCCGUGAAGACUGUGCUGUCUCGGGCUGACUCUGACCCCCAUGGGCCACACACCUGUGGCCAUGUCCUGAACGUGAUCAUUGGCUCUAAUGUGCUGGCACUGGCUGAGGCCCAGCGGCAAGCCGAGGCACUGGGCUACCAGGCUGUGGUGCUUAGUGCAGCCAUGCAGGGUGAUGUGAAAAGUGUGGCCCGGUUCUACGGGCUGCUGGCCCAUGUGGCUAGAACCCACCUCACCCCAUCCAUGGCUGGGGCUUCUGUAGAGGAAGAUGCACAGCUCCAUGAGCUGGCAGCUGAGCUUCAGAUCCCAGACCUGCAGCUGGAGGAGGCUCUGGAGACCAUGGCUCGGGGAAGGGGUCCAGUCUGCCUGCUGGCAGGUGGCGAGCCCACAGUGCAGCUGCAGGGCUCAGGCAAGGGUGGCCGGAACCAGGAACUGGCCCUGCGUGUUGGAGCAGAGUUCGGAAGGUGGCCACUGGGGCCUAUAGAUGUGCUAUUUCUGAGUGGUGGCACCGAUGGGCAGGAUGGGCCCACAGAGGCUGCUGGGGCCUGGGUCACACCUGAGCUUGCCAGCGAGGCUGUAGCUGAGGGCCUGGACAUGGCCACUUUCCUAGCCCACAAUGACUCACAUACUUUCUUCUGCCGUCUCCAGGGCGGGCUGCACCUGCUGCACACAGGGAUGACAGGUACCAAUGUCAUGGACACCCAUCUCUUGUUCCUGAGGCCUCGGUGAUGGCAUAGGUCACAUUUUGGGAGUUCAGAGGAGGCCUCCAAGGGCAAGGUCAGAUGGCAGACCAAGGUUGCUCCUCAGGGCCUCACUAGGCUUUAGGGCUCCUCCUUGGCGUUGGCUGCUUGGUUGGCUGUCACUUCUCACUCAGGGCCUCUGCUCUAUGUCCAUUCCCCUCCAGCCAGACUGGCAGAUGGGGGCUCCCCUCUACUCCUACUCUCUGGAUGGCAGCAGGUACCCCUGAGGAUGAGUAUAAGCCCCUCACCCAGUUCACUGUUCCCAUGCUUCUCCCUAGGCAGCCUCUCUGUUAAGCCCCUCACCCUGUUUUUUUCUGUGAAGCGAAAGUGUCUGAAAAUAAAUAGGACUAUGCCAUGGG